Didymella exigua CBS 183.55 is the source of this 4888-nucleotide messenger RNA. RefSeq lists its product as uncharacterized. The record is from RefSeq and is a predicted model, not a curated record. Lineage: Eukaryota; Fungi; Ascomycota; Dothideomycetes; Pleosporales; Didymellaceae. The transcript has a single exon. Gene Ontology annotation, molecular function: NAD+ poly-ADP-ribosyltransferase activity. Bases 212 to 4564 code for a protein of 1450 amino acids.
CUGGGGUACGGUAAGUACAUGCUGUGACAAUGCGUGCCUACCUGCCUGGUGGCUCGCUUUGGCUUACCCGAAGAGGCAUUCGUCGGCCUCCUACCAGCCCCUGCAGUACCCGCAGAGGUAUACAAUCAUCUCUCCUUGAAUACAAGUAUUUUCAACAAGAUUUUAUGACUAUGCUUCUUAGAUAACGAUCCCCCACCUGACGCUGUCCGGUAUGGCAACCACCACGAUGCAAAUCAACGACCUAAGAACGAGAAGGAAGGUGCCUUUAAGACACUCUCUGCUCUUCAACAAGGCCAAACAUAGCAAAGACUGGCACCAAUCGAUUGACUCUGUCGCCGGCGUACUACACCCCUCGGACUCGAAAUUUCCAUAUCACCUGCUUCGACAGGCCACCGACGCCUACAUCAAGAAGAAGGGCAAGAUCACGCAGGCAGACGCUGACAUCCGCUUGGCUAUACUCAUCGAUGGCCACGAGACAAGAGAUUUCGCUGUUGCUGCCACAGCUCAUGCCAUCACAGCAACGAGCUUAAGGGCCAUACUCCAUGUAGAUUUGAACGUUGCACAUGGGAGCUACUGGGGUCUUGAGACAUGGCUGCAAUGUCUGAUCGCAGCGAAUUAUGGAAACCCAGCCGCUGUAACGGAUUUGGAAGCAACAUGGGCACGAAAUCUGUUGCCCUUCGCACAACACGGGCCAGGAGCCGCAGGUAAAUUGCUGGUUGGUAUAAGCCGAGUCCUAAGGGAAUGCGCGACGCCAAGCAUGAACAUGGUUCCCGAGUUCUUGAACUUGAUCAGCCGGGCUCUGACAGACUACGCGGCACACUUGGAAGGCUUACGUUUGAAGAAUGACUGGAUCGCAUCUUAUGGGGCCUCGUGUUGGAUGACUGGACUGGGGGGUUCAACUCCAGCCUCAACACCACCCGGCUCUCUCUUCCCCGAACACAUACUCGAUGCCCGGUUCCCGGUGUGGCGAGUCUGGGCAAACUGGAGGCCAGACCUCAGACUCGUGCGGGUUCUAGGCUCUAUCGAGGGUAACAGUACUGCGGUGUUGUCGGAUCUUCUAGCUCUAGAAGGUCCUGAUAUCAUCCGUGGAACCAAACAUACACUACGAGAAGGUUUAGUUGAGCAGUACAGCUCGGAUCGAGGCUUUGUCAAACUCGGCACAUUACUCAUCGAGGUUCCUGGCCGUACAAAGGAUGGAUUGAGAGAGAUACUGGAGAGCGCCAUCUCGACACUAGGAUCGAUUUGGACUGCGGCAGCAUCAAAAGAUCGACCGCAGCUUUUCAGACUCUUCACAGAGCUCACUAUCGCACGCCCAAUGACGCAAGAAGCUUUGAACCUUGUCCAGGCUGCACUGUUCAUUUCAGGCAGCGCACAGGUGGGCUUCGAUUCCGACUUCACAGACGCUGUGCUGUGCAUUUACACCGCCAAAUAUGACCUUGGAGGAGAUCAUGUCCAAGAGUUACAGACACUCAUUCACUUAUUUGACCAAGAUUGUGCAUCUGGCAUUCGAAGGAUCUUAUCAACGCCUGCCCUCUUCCAAGGCAUCAAUAAAUGCAUCUAUGAGUGUCAGGCCGCCAUUCGUAUGCUUAUCGAACAAGGCCAGCCGUGGACAGAGCUAGCACUAGAGUUCCACACGUUCUGCUCUGUCCUGAAGACCUCGAAGUACAUUCCGAUUGUUGGCGAGAAGGUGAUCGAACAGAUGUGUGUAUUACUACCAUCGAAAGAACAGCUAUCAAUGGCUUUCGAUAUCUACUCUGCUGCACGCGCUCAGAGAUCCGUGCCUUACCAAUCGAGCGCCACGGACAGAAUGACCGACAAAGGCAGCCUCCUCGGAAGACCUGAAGAGCGAGUAUCCGCGCCAUCAUUCCCCGCAGGCGAGGAUCGGCCAAUGGAACGCUCUUUGGAAGAAGUCGUAGAGCAGUUCUUCCUGCACCGCCUCCUUUCCCAGCAAGUAGCUAGCUACACCUCGCAACGUACCUUCGACGCGAUCCUGAGCGUCUGGGAGGAUGAUUCUGCAUCGAAACUUACUCGGGAUCGACGGUUGCUGGCCAUUCUUGUUGCAAGAAUUACUGCAGACGACGAAGAUCUUCGUAUCAGAUGUCUCAAUGGAAUUGCUUCAACCGAAGAGCAACUGAGCCCCGGUCUCCCCCUUCACGCCCUUUGGGCCAUAUUGCAAGCCACGGACAAGUCGUCUAAGGAACGGAUCGUCAAGCUCAUCCGGCUCCUGGCUGGCUGCUCCAGUGGUCAAGACUUUAAGGCACAGCUUCUGUGCUGGAGAGAUCUUACGUAUCACCUGCUCACCCGGAAAAGCAGACAUGGUGUUUUCGAAGAAGCAGAUUUGGCGGAGCAUGCCUUGAGUACGAUGGAAGCAGCAGAAUGGAUCGCCUUCUUGGAAGACGCGCACUCUGUAUUCGCCUCCGGACCGGCACUUCCAUCAGAUGAGAACGAUGUACCGUCCAUUCUCCAGUCCGAAUUACAGAGAUGUAGGGCGGAGAUUGCUCCCUAUACCGAUACUCUCACGCGACUUGAAACAGCUUUGGGACACCAGAGCGAGCCUGUUAGAUGCAUGCUGAGCAGAGACGGUGUACGAAUCAGUACUGUUGUGGGUAUAUUGCAGACGCUGUGGUCUGGGGAGGGUAAGCCAAUUGAGACGUUCUUACAAAAGGUCGUCGGUUUGCUAUCUUCCAAAGCUACAAACGGCUGUGAUAUCUUGGACUGCAUCGUGGCGCUUUCUGGGGCUUCUUUGGACACCGUGGAUGCCUGCAUGAGAAUAUGGGAUGCGAAACAUGGGUUUUUGUUGAUCCCGGGUCUUCCUCAGGGGCUCAUCGCGAGUACCCAGGACCGAAGCAAAUCACCCAUUCCGACACACUCGACGACGGGAGACAUUGCCACCAUCAAUAUAAGCAGGAAGAACACGCCAAUCGAUCCGGCCGCGCACAAAUUCAACGUUCCUACCGCGGUCGUUUAUGUUAUGGUAGCAGGCUGGCUUCAGGACGAUGACGCCUCCAAGGGCACCAAGGACGCAAUUCACUCGAUAGCUGGCUUACUCGGUAUUUUACCGAUGUACUCCGAUGUUUCGAAGGCCCUACUCAUCAAGGCAGCAACUUUCUGGCAGAAGAUAGAAGAUGACAUAAUCCAGGAAGAAGCCUGUCUCGCAGCUCUAAGGAAAGCACUAAAAGCGAAAGACCCAAAGGGUACCGCUCUACUGCUCGAGCAGAUUGGAGUGCCUGACACGACUGAGCUCGAUGAGGAAAUGAUGAAGCUCCCAGCUGGAGUCAUGGACUCGGUGGAAAGAAUCGGUGACAGCGAAGUCGCGAUGACCUUCUCGCUCGCUGCUCUCACGCAGUUGCAGCGUGCCGCCAUGGGCAUACCAGAAGGUGCUCAUGCGCUCAUGCUCCAGCUAUCGCUUGAGUACAACAACGAAUCACUGCCUUCAUUUUGCCUGCAUUACAACACAGACCCGCAUUCCGAAACGUUGGCUCAUACAAGAUAUGUCUGCUCAGCGGAGUCUGAAAACCCCACGAAGCAGAUAUGCACUUCUGCGCAGACAGCACUUACGUGGCAACUCAGCCGCGUUAUCUUCUCAGAGAUACGUCGGGGAACAACAGGCAUUGCGGACAUUUUCCAGCACAUCAACACGUGGCUACCCAAACUAGCUCAGCUGUGUGUGUCGUGCAGUGCUAGGAACGCACAACCCAUCCAGCUUCGGCGCUCUACUCCCUGCACAAGCAAUCCAUACGCCUGCGCUCAACUCUGGUACAACCUGCCUCUCCACGUUCGCGUCCCCGAGAUCCGAGCAGACAUCUUCGCCGUCGAUAUGGCCCUCACUUCCGUCUAUGCUGCGGCCGUGGCCAACAUGCCCGAGCUCCUACCAAACUGCCCCAUCCGCGGUACCGAGAUCAUCAAGUUCAUUCUCAACGCCCUCCCGUCUAUGCGCGUCAUGCGCGACGCCGUCAACCUCUCCGCAGUCCUGGCAACCUACCACCCGCAGGCCGAGAAGCUCAUCUCCUGGGCCGUCGUGCAGCACCGCGGCUUCCUCGCCACCGCAACAGGACUUCUCAAGAUCCCCAACCUACCGCCAGGAACGCACCAAUUCGUGCUCGCCAACGCGAGCCCCAAGCUGGAGCAUGCUUUCGCGCACAGAAUCAAGCACUCGGACGGAGACACCACCGUCUUGUUCCACGGCACCCGUAUCGACCGCCUGCCCGCCAUUCUCGCUCAGGGGCUACGCGUUUGCUCGGGGACUGCACUGCAACGCACCGGUGCCGCGCACGGGAAGGGCAUCUACCUCUCCGACGACCCGGAGACGAGCUUCUACUACAGCGCGGCGGGUCUGAGCUGGAAGAACAGCGGGCUGAGUAACAUGCGCAUGGUGCUGGGGUGCGAGGUGGUCGGCACCGCCAGCAGGAUUCUGGGGAACAUCCACGUCGUUGCGGAUCCAGCGAGUGUGAUGGUGCGGUAUGUUUUUUUGUUUGCGAAUGGUAACGUUAGGGUGCCGAUUCGAGGCCAUGUGCAGCCGGCUAUGGCGAGUGCGAUGAAGGCAGUGAGGAGCGGGGCUGUUUAGAGCGUGGUGUUGUCGUUGCUGUUGGGGGGUCACCUACUGUUCUUGUGCCGAUAGCCUGCGGCUUUUAAUCGAGGUGCUGCUCUUCGUGUCAUCGCUGUGAUCAUGUCGACUUUGUUGACAAUGAAGUUGUCUUCAGUGCUACAAGGGGUAGCUAGGACAUUGUCAGGCUUCCACGUCCACUGAACAUGAAGCAAACCCAGGUCCGAUCAACAAAUCACCCCCAGCCGUCCAAGAUGUCUGAGAGGUGUGCAGCAAGCUCGACACGGCUGUGGCUUGUUUCGCAAAAGACCAGACCAGAAGCCGCUCGCUUAUCAUACCGGUAGC